CCUAUCUUCUCCUUAGUCACCAAAGUGACAUCUUCCUUCCGCUCAUAAAAAUGUCUCCAUCCAACGUCCUACCCACUGUUACUAAGGCUUCCACUGAUGCCCUCGCCGAGGCUGCCAAGUCAACCAACUCGACCUUUCAGCUUCUGUACUUUCCCCUUCAUGGCCGCGGCGAACUGAUCCGUGACAUCCUUGCCUACAGCGGCGCUAAGUGGGAGGAGCUCCCUGUUGAUUGGCCAGUGCAGAAGCCCCAGACGCCUUUCCGCGUGGUCCCUAUAGUGUACGAGCACACAUCUUCCGGAACCAUCCUCGAGUUGGCCGAGUCCAAUGCGAUCGAGCGCUAUUUGGCCCUAAAGUUCAACUUGCUGGGAUCCAACAUCUGGGAGGAACAUCUUGUCAAUCGAUACUAUUACAGCACCGAUGUCCUCUACCAGGGAUUCGUCCCUAGAGUCGCAGCAGCCAAACCUGAGGUGCGAGCAGAGGAAGCAAAAAAGUUCUAUGAGGAGGUCCUCUCGAAGUGGAUCACUAUCCAUGAGGAGCAUUUGAGACAGAAUGGCGACAAUGGCCACUAUGUUGGGCAUCGCGUUACGCUGGCGGACCUCAAGACUGUCUCGGUGAUCAACAGGAUCCUGUUGCUGGUGCCCAAGGGCGUUGAGGCACCGCUCUCUGCAGAACUCACGCCUAGCCUCUGGAAGGUCAAGCAAAAUGCCGAAAGCCAUCCCUCCUUGGCAGCAUGGAAGCAGAGCCAGCGUAGCCAGGAGCUGGAUUCCAACACAAAGGCGCGUUUCGGAUUUUAGUUUUGAACGCCUUUAGAAACGCGUUGUUUAGGGCAGGUGACAAAAUAAAAUAAAAAAGCCUUGCCGCUCUCCUCU
Gamsiella multidivaricata is the source of this 869-nucleotide messenger RNA. RefSeq lists its product as uncharacterized. Bases 51 to 794 code for a protein of 247 amino acids. Gene Ontology annotation, biological process: glutathione metabolic process. NCBI's taxonomy places the organism in Eukaryota, Fungi, Mortierellomycota, Mortierellomycetes, Mortierellales, Mortierellaceae. The record is from RefSeq and is a predicted model, not a curated record. The transcript is spliced from 2 exons. Gene Ontology annotation, molecular function: glutathione transferase activity.